CCGCCUUAGCAUCCGCGCAUCCGCACCCGACCCGCCUCGCCCAUAGCAUCCGCGCAUCCGCACCCGACCCGUGUCGCCCAUAGCAGCCGAGCACCCGCAUCCGACACGUUCCCAGCUCUAGCAGUUCAAGCUUUCCCUGCUCGCCUCGCCGCCGCCGCCGCCGCCGCCAGCCAUGGGUCGCACCAAGGAGGAGCUCCUCGCGCGCCUCGAGGAGCUUAAGAUCGAUUUCAAGCGCCACGACCACCCGGUUGUGCUGACGGUCGAGGAGCAGGCCAAACAUGUGGGAAAUUUCGGAGGCGCUUUGACCAAGAAUCUACUUCUGAAGGACAAGAAACAUCGGUUGUACAUUGUUUCUGCACUUGCUGACACCAAAGUUGACAUGAAAAUUCUGUCCCAGCGUCUUGGUUUGGGAAAAGGUGGUGUGCGGAUGGCUCCUGAGGAGAAUUUGCGUCAAGUGCUUCAGGUACCGUUAGGAUGUGUUACUCCGUUUGCGCUAUUCAAUGAGUCCGCGAGUGCCGUCUCAUUAUUACUGGACCAAGGGUUCAAGUCUAAACAGAGCUGCUACUUCCAUCCACUGACAAAUGAUGUGACUAUUGCCCUCAGUUCAAGCAACCUGGACAAGUUUCUCCUCUCCAUUGGGAAGCAACCGGCUUAUGUAGACUUGGAGGCCUCACCAGUGGUAGGUAAAGAUAAUCCCCCUGACCUAGCAGAUCUUGUGCCUUCUGGUGCAUUCUGUUCCUCAGAAGAAUCAGUUGAGAAUCCAACUCCUAAAGAUGCUCCUCAAGUCAACGUACCCAAAGAGAAAACAUGUCUACCAGAAGUGAAGGCUAAGCCCAAAGUUCAGAACAAGGGGGCAGAAAGUUCAGAGAGUAAAGUUCUUACUAAUAAUGGCCCAAAUGUUGAGAUAUUUGCAAGUGAUGUGCUUGAGGUCAUCUUCCCAUUGUUCCUGUCUGAGGCAUCAAAGAAAUUGAAUAUUAAACAGGAAGAGCUUACUCAAAUUUUAAAAUUAGAUGACUUUAAACGACGAGCUGCUCCAGAUCUGGAGAGUGUAACGAACAUGUUCAAAAACAUGGCAUACACUGCAGGAUUUCACGCUGGCUUUGAUACCAUGCUCAAGUCGGGUUUAGGUGGGAUGCCCUCCCGGAAAUAGUCGGUUACAUUGAUAUAGGAGACAGUGAGCUGAUUCAGUCAAUUUUUGUAUGCCCCUCGGUGUAAAAUCAAACCAUACCAUAUAUACUUAUUAUGUUGAAUGAUUCGAUCGAAUGUAUCACCUUAAGCCUUUGUGAUA
This is a messenger RNA of Triticum aestivum (bread wheat), 1288 nucleotides long. RefSeq names its product prolyl-tRNA synthetase associated domain-containing protein 1. The record is from RefSeq and is a predicted model, not a curated record. Bases 173 to 1150 code for a protein of 325 amino acids. Gene Ontology annotation, molecular function: aminoacyl-tRNA deacylase activity. The transcript is spliced from 12 exons. NCBI's taxonomy places the organism in Eukaryota, Viridiplantae, Streptophyta, Magnoliopsida, Poales, Poaceae.